Diabrotica virgifera virgifera (western corn rootworm) is the source of this 5984-nucleotide messenger RNA. RefSeq names its product zinc finger protein 271-like. Bases 74 to 2641 code for a protein of 855 amino acids. The record is from RefSeq and is a predicted model, not a curated record. The transcript has 2 exons. Lineage: Eukaryota; Metazoa; Arthropoda; Insecta; Coleoptera; Chrysomelidae.
CUCAAAUAAUUUGUAGCAUUUUGUAGUUUUUUACUGUUGUAAAGUUAUCGAAAAUCGAAAUCUAUAAAACCAAAUGGAUGUAAAGCAAGAGGUUACUGAAGAGAUGUGUGAAGUAGAAAUAUAUAAUAAUGAGAUGGAUGAUGGUUUCUUGAAUAGCUGUAAAAUUGAAAUUCAUGAGGAACCCAAGAAAGAAAGCAUACAUGACACAUUUGUUUAUUCAGACUCACAGGAAUUCCCUACAAAGAUUGAAGUAGAUCCAGAUGAAAGCCAACUUAGACCAGCUGAAGAAAUAGAUGAAAAAGGUUAUCUUCAAGAUGAAAACAGAAUGGAAAUUAUGGAGAAACUCAUCCAAGAUUCAUCUUACGAAGGAAAUGACACGAGUCGCCACACUGAAGAAAAAACACUAAAUAAAAACGUGAAAGUUGUGUCGGAAAAAAGACCUUACAAAUGUGAAAUUUGUUUUAAACAAUUUAGUAAAGCAAGUAAUUUGAAAAGGCAUUUGAUGGUUCACACUGGAGAAACGCCGUACAAGUGUGAAAUUUGUUUUAAGCAAUUUAGAGAUGCAAGUGAUGUGAAAAAACAUUUGAGAAUACACACUGGAGAAAAAUCUCAUAAGUGUGAAAUUUGUUUUAAGCAAUUUUGUCAAGCAACUAAUUUGAAAGUACAUUUGCGAAUGCACACUGGGGAAAAACCUUACAAGUGUGAAAUUUGUUUUAAGAAAUUUAGCGCAGCAGGUACUUUGAAGCGACAUUUGAGAGUGCACACUGGAGAAAAAUCUUAUAAGUGUGAGAUUUGUUUUAAACAAUUUGGUCAAGCAAGUGAUUUGAAAAAACAUUUAACAAUUCACACUAGAGACAAACCUCAUAAGUGUGAAAUUUGUUUUAAGCAAUUUAGUAAAUCAAGUCAUUUGAUAAGACAUUUGAGGGUUCACACUGGAGAAAUGCCUUACAAGUGUGAAAUUUGUUUUAAGCAAUUUCGUCAAGCAACUAAUUUGAAAGCACAUUUGAGAGUGCACACUGGAGAAAAACCUUACAAGUGUGAAAUUUGUUUUAAGAAAUUUAGCGAAGCAGGUACUUUGAAGGGACAUUUGAGAGUACACACUGGAGAAAAACCUCAUAAGUGUGAAAUUUGUUUUAAGCAAUUUAGUGAUGCCAGUUAUGUGAAAAAACAUUUGAGAAUACACACUGGAGACAAAUCUCAUAAGUGUGAAAUUUGUUUUAAGCAAUUUAGUCAAGCAGGUACAUUGAAAACACAUUUGAGAGUGCACACUGGAGAAAAACCUUACAAGUGUGAAAUUUGUUUUAAGAAAUUUAGCGCAGCAGGUACUUUGAAGGGACAUUUGAGAGUGCACACUGGAGAAAAAUCUUAUAAGUGUGAGAUUUGUUUUAAACAAUUUGGUGGAGCAAGUGAUUUGAAAAAUCAUUUGAGAAUACACACUGGAGACAAACCUCAUAAGUGUGAAAUUUGUUUUAAGCAAUUUAGCAAAGCAAGUAAUUUAAAAAGACAUUUGAGGGUUCACACUGGAGAAACACCGUACAAGUGUGAAAUUUGUUUUAAGCAAUUCAGUGAUGUAGGUUGUUUGAAAAAACAUUUGAGAAUACACACUGGAGACAAACCUCAUAAGUGUGAAAUUUGUUUCAAGCAAUUUUCUCAAGCAACUAAUUUGAAAGCACAUUUGAGAGUGCACACUGGAGAAAAACCUUACAAGUGUGAAAUUUGUUUUAAGAAAUUUAGCGAAGCAGGUACUUUGAAGGGACAUUUGAGAGUACACACUGGAGAAAAACCUCAUAAGUGUGAAAUUUGUUUUAAGCAAUUUAGUGAUGCAAGUUAUGUGAAAAAACAUUUGAGAAUACACACUGGAGACAAAUCUCAUAAGUGUGAAAUUUGUUUUAAGCAAUUUAGUCAAGCAGGUACAUUGAAAACACAUUUGAGAGUGCACACUGGAGAAAAAUCUUAUAAGUGUGAGAUUUGUUUUAAACAAUUUGGUGGAGCAAGUGAUUUAAAAAAUCAUUUGAGAAUACACACUGGAGACAAACCUCAUAAGUGUGAAAUUUGUUUUAAGCAAUUUAGCAAAGCAAGUAAUUUAAAAAGACAUUUGAGGGUUCAUACUGGAGAAACACCGUACAAGUGUGAAAUUUGUUUUAAGCAAUUCAGUGAUGCAGGUGGUUUGAAACAACAUUUGAGAAUACACACUGGAGACAAACCUCAUAAGUGUGAAAUUUGUUUCAAGCCAUUUUCUCAAGCAACUAAUUUGAAAGCACAUUUGAGAGUGCACACUGGAGAAAAACCUUACAAGUGUGAAAUUUGUUUUAAGAAAUUUAGCGAAGCAGGUGCUUUGAAGGGACAUUUGAGAGUGCACACUGGAGAAAAAUCUUAUAAGUGUGAGAUUUGUUUUAAACAAUUUGGUCGAGCAGGUGAUUUGAAAAAACAUUUGAGAAUACACACUGGAGACAAACCUCAUAAGUGUGAAAUUUGUUUUAAGCAAUUUAGCGAAGCAAUUAAUUUAAAAACACAUUUGAGGGUUCACACUGGAGAAACUCCGUACAAGUGCGAGAUUUGUUUUAAGCAGUUUUCUCAAAGACAUCGUUUGAAAGAUCAUUUAAGAAUACACACCGGAGGGAGAAACACCAUACAAGUGUGAAAUUUGUUUUGAGCAAUUCAGUCAAGCAGGUCAUUUCAAACAGCAUUUAAGGUUACACACUGGAGAAAAACCUUACAAGUGUGAAAUUUACAGCAUACAAACACAGCAUAGGUAUCAGUGAUAACCCAUAUUGCGCCUGUGGUGGAAUGGGAGAUCUACAGCACCUCAUAUUGGAGUGUGGACAGUAUAGACAAAAUAUUAAAGUAAUGUAUGAAAAGUUAAUUAAUCUAAAUUGUCCUUUACCUGUCAAUUUAAACGAAAUUCUUUUUCCAAAAAAUAAGCAGACGUUACAAUGUCUUUACGAAUAUGUAACGUCCUGUAAAUUUAAAUUUUAAAUAGGCUUAGAUAAUAAAAUUAAAAAUUGUAAAAAUAUCACACAAAAUAAUUGAAAAAUGUAUCCAUUAACAUAUUAUAACACCCUGUAAAUUUAGAUAAUAAGUAGAUUUAGAUAUUAACUUAAAAUUGUUAUAGUACUACCAUAAAAAAAACAAAUAGUCUGGCUCAGGGGUGGCGAACGUGCGGCCUUAAGGCCGCAUGUGGCCUUUUCAUAAAUUAAAAAUUAUAAAAAUUUUACGAUACUAAACGAUAAAAAAAGUUUACGAUACUAAAAAUACCAUUAGUAAUCAUUUAUUCAAACAAAAAAAUUGUAUCAAAUACCGUUCAAUUAUUGGAAGGUUCACUAAGAAGGAAAUGUCACAUUCUAUCUGCUAUCACCUCGAUUCCUUCCCCGCGCUAUAAACUGUUUGGCUUCAAAUUUCGGUGAACAAAGAGUAGAGCAUGCCUAGUUCAUCUUUAUUUAUACGUCCAUGAAAACGAUCCUCGCAGUUGCAUAAAGGAACGCAGCCAAGUAACGUCGAGGCAACGAAAUUGCCGGUGUAUAACUGUAUCAACUUUACUAAAUGUUGUUUAUUUUUUGAAUAAGGUAAGUUGUAAGAUAAUAUAUAUUACAAACAUCGAACAAUGUUUUCUAUUUUAUUGUAGUAAAAUACGGGUCAAUUAAUUUUAAAUUUUAGUAAUCAUUGCACAAUUUAAAAAUUUUUAUCAGUUGAACAAUUAUUAAUAUAAUUUUUUUUUCUGUGAAAGCAAACUUAUGUAAAAAAAAUGUGGAUUUUGAUUUCAGUCCAGGGCCCCCGCUACCAUAUGUGCAAUGUACACGGGCGCCAUCCUUCGGGGGCGCCAAAACCGAGGGUAAAAAAUUGCAAAAAUAUUUACAAAAAAAAUCAAAAAGAAAAAAUUAAUUUUAAAAUAAAAGUUGAGAAAUUAAAUAGUUCAGUUUUACUUUUUUUGGAUGACAUUAUUAGUCUUUCUAUAGAUAUAAAAUAAAAAAUCACGCUAUAAAAAUAACAAACACCCAUUCCGUAGACAAAAAUGUAGAUAAGAAAUACCUAACUCCUAACUAUUUUAUGCCCUAUUUAAGUGUAACAAGAUGGUCCAGCAGAAUUAAUUCAAUAAACCCCUUAAAAUUUAUUCAAUUAAGAUUUGCUAUGGUGUUGCAAUGGUGUUAUUUGUUCCUAUUUUGCUUUAUUUGAAGCACCUACCUACCUACCUUCAAAAAAAUAAAUAAAAAACAUUAUCUUAAGCCUUAAGGGGCGCCAAAAUCCUUUUUUGCACACAGGCGCCAGUAGUUCUUACGGGGGCAAUGUUUCAGUCCAUUUCUCCCGUAUUUUCUCCCGAAUUCUUUCAUGUUUUGGAAGUACAUAUUGUUGCGAGGCAACAUUUUCAUGCAUGACUCAAAUUAAAACACGCCUAAGAAGUCAAAUAAGUGAUGUUCAUUUGGAAGAUCAACUUAAAUUACGUACCACGUCAAUUGAACCAAAUAUUUCUUUUUUGUCAUCCAAUAAACAACCACAGAAAUCCCAUUAAAUUUUCUGGAUCGUAAAAUUAAAUGUAAAAUUUUUUGGAAUUUAUUAAUUGUAUGCCAUUUUAAAAAAUAAACUAUUAAUUGCAAAGAAAAUUAUGUAUUUUAAUUUUGCAUAUAAAUCCCUUUAAUUAAAUCGUAUAUAUAUGGAUGCGGCCUUCUCAAAAAUGGUAAAAUGAAAAUUGGCCUUCUAAUAUAAAAAGGUUCGCACCCCUGAGUCUGGCUAAUUGGCUAUGUCAAAGCCAUUAAUAAAAAAAAGUGUGAAAUUAUUUGUUUUAAGCAAUUUAGUCAAGCAGGUGCUUUGAAAGGACAUUUGAGAGUGCACACUGUGUGCAGUGAUAAAACCUCAUAAGUGUGAAAUUUGUUUUAAAAGAAUAAGAUAAAAGAUUGCUGAUGUUAACUAGUUACCAGAAGGGUAAUGUUUAGGUCAAUUAAACCCAAAUAUAAGUUUCGAGACUGUUCCCUAUGAAUCCUAUGAUUAAGCGGAUGGGUGCGCAUUUUCGGCUGCAAUGCUAUUCAAAUGGGGAUUUAUUUUUUUCGAAUCCUGAGAAAACUAAUAAGUAUUUUUUAAAAAUUUAAACGCAGAAUGAAAUAUUAUGUUCUUACCGAGGGCCGAAAGUCCCUGAAAACUUCUAUAAUGUGUAUUUUAAUAAGUUACAGGGGUGAAAAACUAAGAGAAAAAGUAGUGUGAUUUUUAAUUCCAAAUAUCUCAUUCAAAAGAAAGUUUUUAUUUAUUCUAAGGGACUUUCGGCCCUCGAUAAUAAUUUAGUCUUUCAUUCUGCGUUUAAAUUUUUUUAAAAAUAUUUAUUAGUUUUUUCAGGAUUCGAAAAAAUGGACACCAUGUCCGUGGUGACAUUUUCCAAAUCGAACAUUCGCUAUCUUUGUCAUACAACGCACUGAGUCAAAUAGAAUAUGAUGACAAGACACUGACAGUUUUAAAUAUUUGACAUGGCAUCGGGAAUAUUUUGAGUUGUUGAUUAAAUAAUUGUGAAUUGUGAAAAACUUCAAAUUUAUUUACAGUAGAGCGUCUAUAAUCCGAACCCUGGUAAUCCGAAUGUUCUCUAAUCUGAAUACAAAAAAAUUAUAAAAUUAAAAAAUAUGAUCGCAGACCGAAUUUUUGGAUUUAAUAUGACAAUAUGGGCAAAAUAUGACCGCGGAUUUUUGUUUUGUUUAUGCAGAAAUACAUACAAUAUAUUUGUUUAUCAUGCAGGUGUUUUAUUCCUUGUAACUAAAACGUAUGUACAUAUGUACUAUGUUUAUGAGCUUUGUAUGUAUUUUGAACAUAUGUUCGAUGAUCCGAACAAUUUGAUAAUCCGAACUAACCCUGUACCAAUUAGUUCGGAUUAUCGACGCUCUACUGUAAUUGAUUUAAUACGUGAACUUAAUAAAAAGUUAUUUAUUGGUUAUUAUUUAGGGAAGAUCCAAGCAGAGAAUACGUCAGGAUAUAUUCUGUGAUCCGAGUAUUUUAUUGUUAAAGAUGUUAAU